Paramecium pentaurelia is the source of this 1304-nucleotide messenger RNA. NCBI's taxonomy places the organism in Eukaryota, Ciliophora, Oligohymenophorea, Peniculida, Parameciidae. The record is from the annotation of a GenBank genome assembly.
UAAUGUUACAGACAAUUAAUUAGGUCCCGAAAUAAGUGCUAUUAGAAUUUUAUAAUUUAAACAAAUUAUAAGUCUAAUACCUAUACGAUGUUUUAGACAGUGAUAUCGAUAUUCUCUACAGAGUUCUUUAUAAUAUUAAAAGACCAGAAUUGAUAGAUAAGCUAAUAGAUGAGUUAAAAUACUAAAACUAAUAACAAGGAUUAUUGAAAUCAAUGACAUAUGGUAAUUUGAAAGAAUUAAAGAAUUUUUUAAAAUAGAGAGUCAGCUAUGAAAAGUUGAUCAAUUCUUUAGAAAAACUCAAUAUAGAAGAGGAAAAGUAGAAGCUAUAGGCUCUUGAAGUAUAAGAGAGACCAAUAGUAUAGCAAGACAGCAAAUUCCUAGAAUUGCCACCUUAUAUACAUUUACUCAUUAUGGAUUUCCUUGAUCCCUAUUCUUUACAUACAAAUAGAUUGGUAUGUUUAAAAAUGAAUGAAAUUUUCAAUAAUCCCUAGAUAAGUGAUAAGUUUUAUUAAAAGUUUUGUAAAGCUUUAUUUGAUUAAAUUGAAAUAAAACCUACAAUAAUUAGUCCUUUUGAAAAGACAAGAAAGUACAUAAAUGAAAACUUACAUCUAUAUGAAUAAUAAUUACAACUCAUUAAUGAAAUCAACCAGAAUCCAAGUUAAACGAUAUGGAAUAAUUGGGGGAAUGCUUAAGAAUAAAUAAUAAAUUAUUAAGAAUUACGUUUACAAUAUCAAUCACAUAAGGAUAUGUAUGAUUAAUAAUUGAGAUUAAAUUACUGCGGUAUAUAUGCUAUGAAGGAAUACUACAUCAAAUAUGGAGAGGCUUAAUUUUAAUAGUCAAGUGCUCCAUGUUAUAGAGUAGAUUUCUUUAGAUAUAUUCGAUUUUGGAGGGAUGGAACAUUCACAAUGUUCAUUUCCUCUAAAAAAUUAACAAAGCAAGAAAUAAUAGAAUACUUUCAAUAUCCUGAGAUUGCCAUCAUCCCUAAACAAGGAAAUUAAAAGUAGAUGUAAUUUGAAGAAUGCUUUUUGAGGGGUGAAUAUAGAAUAGUGAUUGAUGAGGUUCAUGUUAUAGCAGCUAGACAGAGCACAACUUUUUCAUAUAUUUAUAAAAUUAAGAAUUAUAAGAAUAAACAUCCUGGUAAUGUUCUAUUACUACAAUCGGGAUAAAUGCAUACUUUAGGAGAUAAUUAUAGAUAAGAUAUAGUGGAUAAUUCUAAAAAAAAGCACUUUGUAUACAAGCAUCUUGAAGAGUUUAGAUAAGAAUUGCAUGACGAAUUACAUGGUUGGAAGAAUGUCGUUUAUUGA